AUGCAACCAGAUUAAUUUGAUGACAAUUUGCUUGGUAGUGGGAGAAAUCCUUUGAUUCCAAGAUCAUAAGUUCUAGAUGUCUUGAAAAAUCUUAAUAUAAAAGAAGGAAUAUUCACUGAAGAUGAAUUGAGAUAGUUAGAAAAUGGGUACUCUGUUUCAGAAACAGAUGGAGAUGAUAAUGACAUGAUGUCAGUAAGAUCAGGUUAAAGCAAUCAUUUAGGAGCCAGAUCAAUUUAGAGUCCUAUGACAGAUUUCUACGAAAACAUGGGCAGAUAAGCAAGAACUCAUCAUGGGAGAUUUACUGAUGAUUUAAUCAAUAGAAUAACCUCAUAAAAUGAGGGUCACAUCCAAUCAUAGCCACAAUUGGAUGAGCAAAGACUUCGCAUGAACUAAGAAAGGUCAAUGUUGCAUGCUGAAAUAGCAACUCAAAAAAGCAAGUAUCUCAAAAGAAUGACUAAUCUGGAAAGACUCUUAGACUAACUUAAAUCAGAAAAAAGAGAACUCCAAUCAGUGAUAGAGACCUAGAAAUAAAAUUUCAAACUCUAACUUGUUUAACAGGACCAGAAAACUUAAGAUCAACUCAGAGAGAUUAAGGAAUAGCAGUAUAAACUCUAGGGAUAAGUGCCUUAAUUCAAAGAAAAGCUAGAUAUGUAUAAGAAGGAACUUACUUAAUCAAAUCUGAUAAUUUCUGAGGAGACUUAUGUGGAAUUAAAGGCUAAGCAUGAAGAUUAAAAGUCACUCAAGGAGUAUUUAUAAGUCCGCAUUUAUGAACAGCUUGAUAAGUACCAUCAUGAAAUUGAAAAUCUUCGCAGAUCUAAUGAUGAACUUGUGGAAGUCAACAUGAAUCUCAAAAUGAAGAGCGAUAGAGAUCAAAGGGAAAUUGAAAGCUUGAAAAAGAUAGCUCGUGAAAGAGAGGAGGAUUCAAGAAGGAGAAUAGACGCAUUAGAGAGGAGAACCAAAGAACUAGAGCAAGACCUCCACAGAGUCACAACUCAAAAUAAAGUUAUGAUGGAAAAAGGAAUCAGCAUGAAAGAAGUUGAUGAGCAUCAUAAGUAACUUGAAAUUGAUUACAGAUCACUCUAAAACAAGCACAAAAUGGUCGAGGACUAGUUACUGAGACUACAAGACUAAAAACUAGAGGUAGAGAGGAGAAGUGAAUCGUUGAGAAGGGAAAUUGAUAUUCUUAAUCAAGAUAAAACUUUCCUUACUAGAGAGAAUGUCUCAAUUGAGGAAAGAUAUAAAAGAGUAGAGGAUAAGCUAGAUAGAACUGAAGCUGAGCUUCUCGAAUAAAAGAGAAUAGCUAAUAAUUACAUGGAAAGAGUCCUCUCAACAAAUGAUGAUGUGAAAGGAAAGUUUGAAUAGCAAUACACUCAAGAGAUCAAUGAUUUGAAGGAUAGACAUGCCAGAGAAUUAGAUCUUGCUAAACAAAAUCUGACCGAUAUUUAUGAGAAGAGACUUGACUACAUGAGAGAAUUGAAGGAUUCUUAUGAAAGAAGAAUCAUGAAAUUAGAAUAAGACUAUACAGAUAAGAAUAAGUCCUAUGAAGAGUUGCUAAUGGAGUAUAGAUAGCUUUAGAAAACUGCUGAUGAAGAAAUCGGUAGAACAAAGUUAGCAGUAGCUAGUAGAGGAGAUGAAUGCCAGAGAAUUAGGCAUCUAUAUGAAGAUAAUAUGCUAUUAGUCAAGGAUUUGAAGAUUGAAAAUGAGGCUUUGAAGAGCAAAAUAGAUAUCUUGAAAAGCGAAUAUUACAAGUUAGAAAGCAUGAACAGACAAGGAAACGCUGAUAUCAAAGCUGAGUUGGCAGUUUGCAAGGAAAGAUUAGGCAAUUAUGAACUUAUUGAAAAGGAAUUAGACCAAGCCAUAAUGAAUGUCGCUAACAAUGAUAACAUAGAUGGAGAUCCUAUAGAUUCUGUUGGAAAUGCUCUAAUUUAAACUAUUACUAGUGCACCUACAACAGCAAAACGAAGAAUUCAAUAAAGUCUACUUUUGGCAAAUAGACUCUAAUCAAAGUAGAAGGAAGUUGAGGCACUUUAAAAGGAAAUAAAGACCAUGAAAGAUAAAUUAGAGAACUAUGAGUCAGAAUUAAAGUUCCAAAAGCGAGUCAUAGAUAAAACUAACUAACCAGCCUCUUAUAUGAUGGCUGAUUUAGAGAAAUCUGAACGAGAACUCUAAUUCGCCUCUAAAAAAAUAAAGAAGCUCGAGGAGGAAAUCAAAAGACUAAAUAAAGAUAAUGAUGCUUUAGUUCAAGUAAGUCAAUUUUAUAUUAAUCAAUGUCUAUUAUAGUAAAAGAAAGGAUUGGCAGAUGACUUGCAAAAGCUAAUGGCUAAAAGAUAAGAUAUAGAAAACUUGCAAACUGCUCUGCAAGGUAUUAUCUCCCAUUCCUCAAAUAGAAAGAUCGAUGUUGAUGAACUCAAGCAUAAACUAGCUGACAGCAUUAGAUAAAAUAUGAAGGGUAAUAAAGGAUCUUUCAAGGAGAACAGUCAAAAGAGAUUCAAUAAGAGCAGAUCAAGAUCUCCCAGAUAGUUCUUAAGCUCCUAUGAUGAAAUCCCUGAAAAAGGAUCAGCUGUUAAGCAUCAAUAAGACCCUGAUGUCCCUGCUUGGUAUAAAUCUCUCCAAAAGCAUAACCAUAAAUGA
Messenger RNA from Stylonychia lemnae, 2631 nucleotides. Lineage: Eukaryota; Ciliophora; Spirotrichea; Sporadotrichida; Oxytrichidae. The record is from the annotation of a GenBank genome assembly.